AUGUUUAUAGAUUUUAUUAUAUUCUGUUUUUGUUUUGUAGGUGUUUUUAUUGUUGCUGCUAAGAGAACCCCAUUUGGUACCUUUGGGGGAGUUCUAAAAGAUCACACCGCGACAGACUUGGGAGAGAUCGCAGCAAAAGCCGCCCUUGCAGCAGGCAAUGUGGCCCCUGAUGCCGUAGAUAGUGUGAUCUUUGGAAAUGUUGCUCAGACUUCCAGCGACGCCAUCUACCUUACCAGGCACAUAGGACUCCGUGUCGGCAUCCCCAUUCCUGUUCCGGCUCUAACGGUCAACAGACUGUGUGGUUCUGGCUUCCAGUCUGUCGUCAAUGGAUGCCAGGAAAUUGCCCUGCGAGAGUCGGAGAUCGUCAUGUGCGGAGGCUCGGAGAGCAUGAGCCAGUCUCCAUACGCUGUUCGAAAUAUCCGAUUUGGAACCAAGCUUGGAGUGGAUCUCAAGAUGGAGGAUACUCUCUGGGCUGGCCUUACUGAUUCCAUGAUAAAGACCCCCAUGGCCAUCACAGCUGAGAACUUGGCUGAAAAAUAUGUGAUCUCCAGGAAGGACUGUGACAACUUUGGCUACCGGAGCCAACAGAGAUGGAAAGCCGCUCAGGACGCUGGAUACUUCACUGCAGAAAUGGUCCCAAUUGAAUUGAAAACAAAGAAAGGACCUGUGAAAAUGGAGCAAGACGAGCACCCGAGACCCCAGACUACCCUGGAGCAGAUGGCCAAACUGCCACCAGUGUUCAAGAAGGAUGGAGUGGUGACUGCUGGGAACGCCUCGGGUAUCUCUGAUGGAGCCGGAGUUCUCAUCUUGGCCAGUGAAGAAGCCGUUACACAGCACAAGCUCACCCCACUCGCCAGGAUUGUAGCCUAUCAUGUGUCUGGGUGUGAUCCCAAGAUUAUGGGCAUCGGCCCUGUUCCUGCCGUUACUGAAGCACUCAAGAAAGCUGGUCUAACCCUGAAGGACAUGGAUCUUGUGGAGGUGAAUGAGGCUUUUGCUGCUCAGUACUUGUCAGUGGAGAAGGUUCUAGGCCUGGAUCCUGAGAAGACGAAUGUGAAUGGAGGAGCCAUAGCUCUGGGCCACCCUCUGGCUGCAUCUGGUUCUCGAAUCACAGCUCAUCUUACUCAUGAAUUAAGGCGCCGUGGUGGUAAAUACGCUGUAGGAUCUGCCUGUAUUGGAGGAGGUCAGGGUAUUGCUGUCAUUCUGGAGAAUGUGGCCCAAGCAUAA
Messenger RNA from Staurois parvus, 1224 nucleotides. The record is from the annotation of a GenBank genome assembly. Lineage: Eukaryota; Metazoa; Chordata; Amphibia; Anura; Ranidae.